Molecule: messenger RNA, 3592 nt
Organism: Populus nigra (black poplar)
Lineage: Eukaryota; Viridiplantae; Streptophyta; Magnoliopsida; Malpighiales; Salicaceae
Product: protein NETWORKED 2A
Exons: 2
Coding region: 486-3416 (976 amino acids)
Molecular function (GO): actin binding
Source: RefSeq, a predicted model, not a curated record
AUUGAAGAGCCACUACUUUUUAUAAAUAGUCGAACUUCUUGAAAAAAAUAAGACGAGAGUCCAUUUCUAAGCCUAACAGACCAUGCCAUGAUUGCCCAUGUAACAAAACAACGAAAAUAAGCAGCAAAAAUCCUGUCAAGCAACUAGCAAUCAAAGAAAGGGAACAACAUACCCCCCCCCCCCCCCCCCUAUUCUAGGAAACUAACCUGCCAAAUCAAGAUCCUUCAACAUGGCCGCAUCCAUUGAAGAGUCCCUAUCGAUGUUGAGGCUGUCAAAGGCACAAAAUUUGGCCGUAAAUAUCCUCCCCCACUGCUCAUUAGAGACCCUCUAGGCAAAAGCUGUGUUUAUCUAUCGGCAAAAUCUUCUUUCUCGUCUUCUUUGACAAAGCUGACAUCUCGUCUUCUUUGACUAGCAAUCAAAAAUCUCGUCUUCUUUGAAUGCGUUGAAUCUCUUUUGCAUUUUGAGGGAGGGAAAAGGCAGGUACAAUGCUGCAGAGAGCAGCAAGCAAUGCAUAUUCAUGGUGGUGGGCAAGCCACAUCAGGACAAAACAUUCAAAAUGGCUGGAAGAAAACCUCCAAGAUAUGGAGGAAAAGGUUAAUAACAUGCUCCAAAUCAUUGAAAAUUCGGGGGACACCUUCGCUCAAAGAGCUGAGAUGUACUACAGAAGGAGGCCAGAACUUAUAAACCAUGUGGAAGACUCUUACCGGGCAUAUCGAGCAUUGGCAGAGAGAUUCGAUCAUCUGUCAAAAGAGCUGCAAAGUGCCAACCGCACCAUUGCCACUGUCUUCCCAGAACAAGUUCAGUUUGCCAUGGAUGAUGAUGAUUUUGAAGAAAGUGAUCCCACAAUAUUCGUAUCUGAUGAUCCCAACGAAGCACACAAGGUCUCCAAAGCAAAUAUUCCAAAGGUACCCAGCAUGCCAAAGAAAGAUUUCAGAAGCCAAACAAUGUUAUUGUCCAGAAAGGGGCAGCAGCUAAAUAGAACUGCUAGCUCUGCUAAAGCCAAUGUGCCUCCAAGUUCAGGCCUUAGCCGAGAAGAGGCUGCAGAGAAAACUGAUAAGCUUCAGAAAGAAAUUCUGGCACUACAAACGGAGAAGGAGUUUGUACAAAGCGUAUCUGAACGAUGUCAAGCUAAGUGCGGGGGAAUUGAAAAUCAGAUAACUGAAAUGCAAGUGACAAUCAGCGGUUUACAAGAUGAGUUUGGUAUCAGCAAUGUUAUUGAUGAUAAUGAAGCCCGAACUUUGAUGGCUGCCACUGCUCUAAAAUCAUGUAAGGAUACUUUGGUUAAGUUGCAAGAGAAACGGGAGCUAUCAGCUGAAGAGGCUAAAGUAGAGAACCGAAGGAUUAAGGAAGUCCAGCAGAAGUACGUAGCCCUUAAAGGUGAGUUUCUUUCUGACCAAUCAGAUCUGCUGGAGCCUGCUGAUGAACAGGAGGCUGAAUCAGAAGAUAUAGAUCCAAAUGAUACGAAUUUGUUGCGAGAGAAGAUUAAAGGUGAGCUGGAAGCAGAUUUAAAAUCAUCCCACACUGUGAUGCAACUGGCCGAGAGAAUUGAUGAACUAGUUGAGAAGGUUGUGAAUUUGGAAACUGCAGUCUCUUCUCAAGAUGCUCUGGUAAACAGACUAAAAUCUGAUUCAGAUGAGCUCCAGACACACAUCAAGACUUUAGAAGAGGAUAAGGCGACUCUGAUGGAAAAUUCAGAGAAAAUGAGCAACAAGCUAAGAGAGUUGGAAGAGGAGUUGCGUAGAGUGAAAUGCCUCAACGAAAACAUCAAAGAUCAAAACAAAAACCUUCUAACACGUUUAACUGAAGCAAGUUGUGCCAUUGAUCAUUUGUCAGUAAAGUUACAAACAGUGAAACCAGACAAGGAAGUUGAGAAAGAAGAAUCAAUCCAAGAAUCAGGAGCUGCUGUUGAUGUCAAAGCAGGCAGGGGGGUCGAAGAACAAGAAGAACAUCUGGCUUCUUUCAAUGAUGCAUUUGUAUCGAAGGCCAUGGAAAUGGAAAAGGAAGGGAGGAAAGAUGAUGUUCCUGCUGUCAAUAGUUCUAUCAAAGCAGAGGAAUCUGGACCAAACCAAAAGCUCACUGCCAUAACUGAUGAUCAUGUCCCAACAAAUGAUCAGAGAGAUUUGCAUGAGGAAGAAAAUGAUCUUGCUGCUCGGCUAGAGGAACUGGGAAUAGAUGAAGAGGAUCAACCCAACUGGAGGCAGUUGUUGGCGAGUGGGUUAGAUGACAGGGAAAAGCUUCUGCUGGAAGAGUAUACUUUGGUCCUCCGGAAUUAUACUGAAGUAAGAAAGAAGCUCGGUGACGUUGAGAAGAAAAAUCGGGACGGUUUCUUUGAAUUGGCAUUGCAGAUUAGGGAAUUAAAGAAUGCUCUUGCCGUAAGGGAUGAAGAGAUCCAAUCUUUGCGUGAAAUGAGCUCUCACCAACAAAAUCUCAAUGAAAAUAAUGAUGGUGAUUCGACAAAAUAUAAGUACUCACAUGCAGAAGGUUCUCCCGACCUUAUGACACAAGCAGCUAGCUUCCUGGAUUCAAAUCUUUCAUCUCCAAGUUCACCUCCGCGGCCAGUUUUUGACUCAGAGCACGAACAUCAUGUAGAAGCCAGAGGAAGAAUUGGUGAAUUAGCUGUAUCUGGAGGUAAUAGAAGGUACUCUGCGAAAGAGGUUAGCAAUGUGAUCAAGAUGAAACGUGCAAAUUCACCCCAUGUUCCUUCAGCUGUAGAAGAAAAGAUCCGUUCAGAUAUUGAUGGACUGCUGGAGGAAAAUCUGGAGUUCUGGUUGAGGUUUAGCACCACGUUGCAUCAGAUACGAAAGUUUCAAACUUCAGUCCAUGACUUAAAGGUGGAGCUAUCAAAAGUAAGAGAUAAAACAAGGCGAGAUGGAAAUGAUAAGAGUCAAUAUAUCAUCUCAGAGACUCGGCCAAUAUUCACACAUUUGAGAGAAAUACAAACUGAACUAACAUUAUGGCUGGAGAACAAUUCGGUAAUGAUAGAUGAAAUGCAUGCUAGACAUGCAUCUUUAUGCAAUAUUCAAGAUGAGCUGUUGAGAGUUUCCAAUCCAAGUUCCAAAGAAGAAGAGGCUGAGCUAAGUGAAUAUCAAGCAGCUAAGUUUCAAGGUGAGAUUCUCAACAUGAAACAGGAAAGCAACAAGGUUGCAGAUGAGCUGCAAACCGGUCUGGAUCGUGUGAGAGGACUCAAGGUUGAAGUUGAAAGGCUACUCACAAAACUGGACGAGGAGCUCGGGAUUUCAGCAUCUAAAAAUAGGAGUUCAUCACACAAAGCUAGAAUCCCCUUGCGCUCUUUCUUGUUUGGUGUCAAGUUAAAGAAACUCAAGGGACAAAAGCAGUCAAUCUUCUCAUGCGCAAGCCCUGCACUGCAGAAACAAUAUAGUAUGUUCGAGGAUGGAAAACCCCCACAACACCACUGAAGAUUGGAUUGUUACUUUUCCAUUUUCCUUUCGUUUUUCAUUUUUUCAUUUGGCUUGCCUGUCGUAGUAUUAGAUACUUCAAAUAGAACUUGAAGCUACACUACGAGUUCCUUGUUAAUUUUUCUGACCCACUGGGUAAAAUUGAAGUAACUAGUCAAAAUAUUUUUACUAAGCAA